Thamnophis elegans (Western terrestrial garter snake) is the source of this 1257-nucleotide messenger RNA. RefSeq names its product translocase of inner mitochondrial membrane 8A (gene TIMM8A). NCBI's taxonomy places the organism in Eukaryota, Metazoa, Chordata, Lepidosauria, Squamata, Natricidae. Bases 128 to 421 code for a protein of 97 amino acids. The transcript has 2 exons. The record is from RefSeq and is a predicted model, not a curated record.
CAGCGGGGCGCCGGGCGCGCAUGCGCGGAGGGGCCGGCCCCGGGAAGGCACGUGAAGGUCGCUCGUCCGCCCGCCCGCUCAAUCCAUUCAGCCGCCCGCGCUCUUCCCCUUCCAAGGCGGGCCCGGCAUGGACCCGUCGUCCGUCGCGGGGGACUUGGGAGCGGCCGUCAACGACCCGCAGCUGCAGCACUUCAUCGAGGUGGAGACGCAGAAGCAGCGCUUCCAGCAGCUCGUGCACCAGAUGACGGAGCUGUGCUGGGAGAAGUGCAUGGAUAAGCCUGGGCCCAAGCUGGACAGCCGAGCCGAGACCUGCUUUGUGAACUGUGUCGAGCGUUUCAUUGACACCAGUCAGUUUAUCCUGAACCGGUUGGAGCAGACGCAGAAAUCCAAGUCGCCCUUCUCCGAGAGCCUCUCCGACUGAGCGGAAGCCUUCCGUGGUGCUGUUUUACUCGUUUUGAAAGAAGGAGGAGGGGACGCCGAUUUGAAUGGAAGAAGAGGAGAAAGAACCGAAGGAAGGAUUUUUAACCAUGAUAAGCUGGGAGGGAGCUUGGCCCCCACGUUUGCGAUGGACUUCAGGGCUUCCUGGUCACCUGGUCUAAUUCUGGUCUUAAAAUUCCCCACUGGGUGAACAUGAAUAACCAUGCGACAUCACACACCUGCUAUUUAACCCGGACUUCUGCUGUCCUAGAUUUUAAUUUUUUUCUUUUCUUCCCCUGGAUAAUGGGAGCUUCAUAACCAGAAUGGUGGCUUGACUAUCUUUACCCAGCAGUAAGGUAGGGAAAGCACACUCCUUGAAACUUGAAAAAUGUUCUUUUUUGAGAUAAGGGGACUGGGAGGCCUGAGAUACUAACACAGAUCCGGGGGGGAAAGUAGGGGUGCAAACGUGCCUUUCAAACGGUACCGUGCAUAAGCACGGCUCUUUCAAACAAUCCAGAUGUUGCUUGCUUGAACUUGCAGCUGAGCUAACCUUUGUAAAACAGAGGGGCUUACAGGAAUGAAUUUGCAAAAGGGCACCAGUAGAGACCCGUUGUCUUUCUUGAGGUGUUUUUUUUCCAAACCUACCUCAGCACAGUAGAAAGAAACACAAACACACACAUACACACACACACACCUGCCAGGCCUGUGGCUGUUAAGAGGAGUUAUCGCUCAUGUGGUCCUGUAUGUCUCUUGCCAAGUACCAAAAUCAAAUCUUGACUUUCUACAUCAAAUUCCUUGCCUCCCGAUCAGUGGAAUAAAGAUCAAUUGGAUGCAUUUUAA